Messenger RNA from Sitophilus oryzae (rice weevil), 2266 nucleotides. It is a transcript of the gene Vps33B, whose product is annotated as vacuolar protein sorting-associated protein 33B. The transcript is spliced from 3 exons. NCBI's taxonomy places the organism in Eukaryota, Metazoa, Arthropoda, Insecta, Coleoptera, Curculionidae. Gene Ontology annotation, cellular component: lysosome; CORVET complex. Gene Ontology annotation, biological process: intracellular protein transport; vesicle-mediated transport. Bases 129 to 1949 code for a protein of 606 amino acids. The record is from RefSeq and is a predicted model, not a curated record.
UGCUCGUAACCGAUUUAAAAAAUGUCAAUAAUCUAAAUUAUUUUAAAUAAUUGUUUUGUUUGUAAUUAUUAUGGAUUAUCAUAAGUUUAUUAAUGUGUUAUGUAAAUAUUUUCAUAUGAGCACAUAAAAUGGAUGUUGUUAAAAGACUGUCAUCUUUACAAGAGAUAUCAAAAGCUCAGUUAUCGAAAAUAUUUAGUGUUAAUCCGAACAGAAAAUACCUGAUUAUAGAACCUCGUCUCAUUAAACCUCUGGAAAGAGUCUGCGGAGUUCGAUGGCUUAAGGCAAGUGGAGUCGAAAAAAUAUUCAAACUUGAAUCAAUUGCACCCAAUUUCAGUGAUAAUGUAGUAUUUUAUAUGAUUUAUCCUGAAUUAAAAGUUUUCAGUCAAGUAGUAGAUCAAAUUAGGGCGCAGGUUGAUAUAGAAAAUCCACCAAAUAACAAAUUUCACAUUAUAUGCAUUCCACAAAUAUCUUAUUUAUUUGAAGAGGAAUUGGAGCAGUAUGGUCUUCUGGAAAGUGUAGUGAGGAUACAUUGUUUUCAAUGGAUGCCUAUACAUUUGGACACUGGAAUUCUGAGCUUAGAAGUGCCACUUUUGUACAAAACUCUUUUUGUAAAUGAAAAUUUCAUUUUGCUUCCUGUUUUAUCAAAAAGCUUAUGGCAGCUUUGUUUUGUUACAGGCAAACCUAGAGUCAUUUUAGCGUUAGGCUCCCAGUCAAAUAAUCUUUUGAACCAAUAUGACAGUUUAUGCGAAGACAGAGGCGAAACAGAUCAAAUUGACUCAGAAUUCGGUGCUUUAAUCAUCAUAGAUCGAAAUGUAGACUACACGAGUGCUCUCUUAACCCCAGGAAUAUAUUCAGGACUUCUAAACGAGGUAUAUACUGUUACAGCAGGCAUCUGUGAGAGUACCAAGACAAAUAGUAAAAACCCUGAAGAAGAUGGCCCAGUUUUUGAUGAAAAAUGCAAUCCAGUGCCUAAAAAACAACCAGUCUCUAUAACACUCAACAGUAAUAUGGAUAUAGUUUAUGCGGACAUCAAGAAUCGUUUUUUUACUGAAGUCACUUCUGUCUUGAGCAACCUGACCAAAGAACUGAAAUCUGAGAAGAUGUACUCAAAAGAAAUGGCUUUAGAUGAGAUUAAAAGAUAUGUUCAAACUCAAUUACAGGCAACAAAGUCAAGGAAGAAGUUUAUAAGUAACCAUUUACUAGCGGCUGAAAGUAUUAUAAACGCUUUGGGUCAUAGGUAUGAGAAACAGAAAAAAGUUGAAACUGAUAUAAUGAAAAACAGUAAUAAAUCUAGUAAUAUAACUUAUUUAGAGGAGAGUAUAGCUACUGAAAAUGAUAAAUUGAUGUCUUUGAGACUGUUUUGUUUGAUUGCAAUUUCACAGAAACUUACAGGGAGUGAAAUAAAUUCAUUUUGGAGAAAAUUUCUCUUACAUUUUGGUUAUGAUUAUGGAUUUGCAUAUAAUAAUCUGAUAAAUGCCGGGUUUAUAGAUGACUUUAACCAGAGUUUAACCACCAUCAACAUUCCAGGGAAAAUAAACUUAAAAAUCCCUAAAUUUUCAACUAGUAACUUCUAUAUAAACGCCAAAAAUCUACGUCAAAUACCUGCCGAACCUGAUAAAAUCAACUUAAAAAAUCCUACCUGUCCUAGUUAUGUUUAUGGUGGUGCAUACAUACCUCUGAUAACUCAAGUUGCUGGUAUGGUACUGAACGCUGUACCACUGGAGGAUAUCAGGUCAAAAUUAGAGCCAUUUGGAUCAGUGACAGUGAGAAAUGAUAAUGGUUAUCCGUUGCAUUGUAGGACUGUUUUGGUUUAUGUGGUGGGGGGAGUUACAUAUGCGGAAAUAGCUGCUUGUAAUUUAUUGGAAACACUGAUGGGUACUAGGAUUUGUGUAAUGAGCGAUGCUGUGAUCAAUGGUAAUGAUUUAAUGAAUGGUAUAUUGUCUAUUUAGGAUGUUGUUUAAGUGCAAUCCAGUUUUUUUUUACCUGAACUAGUUAUUUUUAUUGUGGUAUUGUACUGAAUGGAUUUGGUAAUGAUUUAAUGAAUGGUAUAUUUAACAUGCUCCCUAAUGAGUGGUAUAUUUACUACUGAAGUAUUUUUUUCUUAAACUCAUUGUUUCUGAUAAUGGGGUUGAUAUAUCCUUUGAAAACAUCAAAUAUUUUUAUUGGUUAGUCUAGUUUAUGUUAAAAAACCACUUCACUGGGUGGCUUUUUACUUAAACACAAAUACAGAACUUUUUUUUAGUAAUUAUAUUUUUUCUAUCUUGUU